Molecule: messenger RNA, 1059 nt
Organism: Helicoverpa zea (corn earworm)
Lineage: Eukaryota; Metazoa; Arthropoda; Insecta; Lepidoptera; Noctuidae
Product: histone H1-like
Exons: 1
Coding region: 38-754 (238 amino acids)
Biological process (GO): nucleosome assembly
Cellular component (GO): nucleosome
Molecular function (GO): structural constituent of chromatin; DNA binding
Source: RefSeq, a predicted model, not a curated record
AUUAAAAAAUAGUAAUUAUUCUCCGUAAUCAUCCAAAAUGUCAUCCGAAGGUUCAGAUAUCGAGUUACAAUCAGCUUUACCAAAAAAGUCUAACAAGAAAAUACCGCCAAGUCCUUCGGAUGGAAUGUUAACUACAAAACCAGAAAAGAAAUUGACCACGAAGAUAAUGAUUAAUCAAGCUUUGAUGGAUCUUAAUAGCAGGAAAGGCGUUUCUCUUUAUGCAAUCAAGAAGUAUAUACAAGAAAAAUACAACGUUGAUACGGAAAAGUUAAACUUUCAUAUGAAAAAGUAUAUAAAGAAAGCCGUUGAAGAAGGAAAAAUCGUUCAAAUGAAAGGAAUCGGCGCUUCUGGGUCCUUCAAGCUAGUUCCAGUAAAGGAAAAGAAACCAAAACCCAAAAAGAUGUUAAAAGAGAAAGAGAAAAAACCAAAAGAUCCAGAAAAAAAGAAGAAAACUAAAGAAAUGUCUAAGACUAAGGACGCAGCAGAAAAAGUUACUAAAAAGAAACCUGUUAAGCCUAAAGAAAGUAAAGAGAAAUCUACAAAAACUGCUAAACCAAUGAAAAAGAUGGAAAAAGAUAGUACAGAAAAGAAGACUGUCAAAGGAAAGAAAAAUGGCGAAGAGAAAGUAAAAAAAGUUAGAAUUGCUAAGGGCAUGCAAACUCCAUCGAAGAAAAAAAGCAUGAUGCGAAGAAAAAGUAUUGGAUCUAUCAUAAAACCACCGAAAAUGAAGCCCAGUAAAAGCGUGAAAGCUUAAAUAAUGAUUUUUAGUGUUAUUCUUAAUUUCUUUUUUAUAAAUUUUAAUAAUUGUUAAUCUUUAAUAAUUGGUAAUAAAUGAUUAUGGUUUUUAUUUACGCUAUUUUAUUUAUUAAUCCCUUUAAGGGCUGCUACCCAGUGGGUAAAACCCUAUUAUAACCAAGACUUCACUGUCCAUCUGUCUAUCUGUCCGUCUGUCAUCAGGCUGUAUUUCAUAAACCGUUUUGUUGUGCUAAGUAUGUGUUUCUCUUGCCGCUUUAACAUUAAAUACUGAAAACUAGAAUAGAAUCAAUAAUUUAAGGUACC